Messenger RNA from Sclerotinia sclerotiorum 1980 UF-70, 1716 nucleotides. RefSeq lists its product with no specific name. The coding region runs from base 1 to 1716 and encodes 571 amino acids. The record is from RefSeq and is a predicted model, not a curated record. The transcript is spliced from 4 exons. Lineage: Eukaryota; Fungi; Ascomycota; Leotiomycetes; Helotiales; Sclerotiniaceae.
AUGGAGACCUCAGCAAAUUUUAUUCCUCUUGGUGGAGUGGGGGAGACCUUCGAGUUCGAUCAACCAAUGAAGAAACGCGAUGCAGGCUAUAGAAAUAAGUCGCUUUCCUCUGGAAAGCCUAAGGUUAUUGGUGCUACAAAGGGCAUGUCUGAACGGUCGCGAAUUGCGCGUGAAGUACGCCUUGCGGCAAAGAAGGAGAAGAAGAAGGCCAAGUCCGAUGCAAAGAAGGCUAGAAAACUAAAUGGUAUUUUAACUAGACGAGCGACUCGUAACCCGGAAAAAUAUAAUAAGAAUAAGGAGAGGAAUCGCCUCCACGCAAUCGAUGUCGAACGUUACAAGAUUCGCCUGAAUGCCGUCAAUCAAGCUCAAAGAUUAGCUGCCGUCCAUGAUCCAAGUGGAGUAUCGUUUAAUGUGGGAGAGGUUGUUACAUUAGAGGACGGAACUGUGAAGAGCAAGAAAAGUUUAGAGAGGAAGCAAGAACUUGUCGCAGGAAAGAAGCCAAUCGAAAACGAAGAUGCUGCUGUGCCAGAAGGUGUCAACCCAGAACGGCUUAAGCUUCUCGAGGGAGAGAAGAAAUCACACAUUUCGAAGACGGCACUCAAGAAAAAGAAGAUGUACGAACCCAAACCUGUUCCACCAAAACCGAUCAUUCCAGAGGGCAUAUCUUUACCGGACGGGGAGGAGAAUUGGCUCGCAUUGUGGGAUAUUUCAGACGGACAGAUUGAGCAGAGACUUGCAAUAGCCAAGAGAGACGCUGGAAAUGCAAAAAGAGAUCUUAGAAGACAACAAAGGGAAGAAGCUAGAUUCAGAAGAAUGAUGAAGGCGAAGAGAAGAACAGCACAGAAAAUGGGUGUUACUUUCGAUCCUGUGCAAGCGAAGAACGAGAUUUUGGGCAAUAAUGAUGAAGAGGACGAGGAAGCUUCUGAUUCUGGAGCUGAAACUAACUCUGAUUCAGAUUCUGAUUCAGAGUCGGAUAGCGAUAAUGGAGACGAUUCCGAUGAGACCAAGGCCAAGAAAGCGGAAGAGAAGAAACAGCAGCCUAAGUUCAACCUAGACGAGAAUCAAAUAAACUCAAUUGUCAAAAGGGAAAUACAGCGCGUCAAGAAAGAUACUCGAAGGCAGGAGAAAGCAAUGGGUGUAUACGAAAAGGAGCCAAAAGUCAUGACCGAAGAAGAAAAAGCUGCGUUGAAAGAGGCCCGUGUGAAGCGCAAAGCCGAGAAGAAAUUGGAGAAAAAAGCUAAGAAGGAAGAGGAGGCAAAAUUGGGAAUCGCAGCUUUGAAGGGGAAGCAAAAUCGAAAGGCGAGAAAGGAAUUGAGGAGAGCGGAGAGGGCUGCUAAGGAAGCUCCAGAACCACCAGUAGAAGUAGAAGAAUCCAAAAAGCGCAAACGCUCCAAGGAAGAAAAAGAAUCCUCGAAGCGAAAGAAGUCAAAAUCCACUUCUGAAGAAGAAGAAGAACCUGCCAAGAAAGAGAUAGCAGCGCAGUGGAAUGCAGAUGCGUUAGAUGGGGAUGCGGAGAGGAAGAGUAAAUUUUUGAGAUUACUGGGUGCAGGGAAGGGAGGAGCUGUUAGUGGGAAGGGGGCCGAGACGAAGGGGAAGGGAAAGGACGACAUUGAAAAGGUGCAGAGUGAGUUAGAGAGACAGUAUGAUUAUGGUAUGAAGAUGAAACAUGAUGGGGGUGCGAAGAGGAGGGGUUUGGAAUCAGUGUUCAGAAACUAG